Messenger RNA from Melanaphis sacchari, 2389 nucleotides. RefSeq lists its product as uncharacterized. The record is from RefSeq and is a predicted model, not a curated record. The transcript has 6 exons. The coding region runs from base 364 to 1416 and encodes 350 amino acids. Lineage: Eukaryota; Metazoa; Arthropoda; Insecta; Hemiptera; Aphididae.
CGUCUCCGGCGCUGUCUGCAAGCUACAUCUCAUCGCUGCAUCGUCGUCGCCGCCGCCGCCGUUUCCAGCAGCUUUGCUUUAUUACUAUCGAUUCAUUGUACUGUUGUUAUCAUUAUUGUUCAUAAUUCGCCUAUCCGUCUUUUCAUCGGGCCAGAGCUGUUGCGAGGCAAAGAGCUGAUCUUCGGUCGCGUUGACAACGAGAUCACUGACUUUUGUCUGCCAUUAUUUCCAUUUUAUAACAACUUAUUACACUUAAGCUAUACAUUGCACAUUCAUAUCGAAUUAUUUGCGCCUGUACAACAUCCCGUUGACGACGCGGACGUCGCAGCGGUGGCAAUCACCACGACGAGCCGACGACAUGAGAUGCAGUUGGCCGCCAGACGGAUCCGAUGGAUGUGUUUGUUGUGCGCGUGCGCACUGGCCGAUCAACGCGUCAACACCGCGAGCAACGACACUGCACAAACAGGGUUGGGAGAACAAUGUUUCCAAGACGACACGUGCCAGUUGCACGACAAGCAUGCGGUGUGCGCACAGGUGGACCACAACGCAAUAUGCAAGUGUAAACAGGGCUACCAUAUCGUUACAGUUUCCAGGCCUACCAAUGCCAGGAGCAGUUUUUGCGCCCAAGACGAUUCGGACGGCAAAGCUGGCGGUUCGUCGCUACUCGGCGUCGUGGUCGGCCUGUUAGUGUUCUCGGCGCUCAUCUGUUUCGGGCUGCGCCUGUCCACGGCCUCCAGACCCCGGCAUUUCCCGACCACCAACUUAUAUCCGAACAAGCUGCUGUGUUCACGUCAAACUAAAGCAUCUUCGAGCAAACAUUACGGCACGUCAGAUUCUGCGGCGGCCAAUGGACAACAAAAAGACGAGAGUACUGCCGGUCAAUCGGAAACCAAAGAUGACGAUACGAGCAGGGUAGGAGCUGCCAGGGCAGCUGCUUUCAUAUUGAUCUCUUGCCGGCCAUCUACGUCGGAGUCAACAACGGCCUCACCGAGCAGGGCAAAAAGGGCAAAAAAAUUGGGCUAUGGUCGUACCGGUAGUGAUCCAGCUGUGCACAGUACAUCUUCAGUGAAAACAUACAACUUGAAAUGGUAUCAAAGGGACCAGCAGAGAAGGCAUUCGACAAAGAAUAGGGAAGCAAAAGGCACUCCACCUAGUCAUUGUUCGACCGAACAACUAAUACAAAAUAGUUCGAAAGAUGAAUGCUCCAGAAACAGUCAAACCGCGUUAAACUCUAAAGAUAAAUCAAAAGCAUCGUCGGUGAGUCGUAUCGAACAUAGAGCGCUGGUCCAUCAUUCAGCUGCGGCGAUUAGCUGUGGCAACGGCGGCGGAAACUGCUCGGAACCCGUGGUCACAGUCGAGUUAUCGGAACAACCGCUACAACGUCCGGAAGGAAUUAUUACACAGGGGACACGAUGAAACGUAUAGGUAGUACGUGUAAUUAUGAUAAGAAAUGUUUAUAAAACGAUAAUAUUAAAACUAUUAUCGUAUUAUUUAUAGUGUAUAAUUCAAUGGUUUAAAUCCGCGUGGUUAAGUGAUAUAAAUUCUCUGUUAUAAUAAUGUAAUGAAAUAUAAUAUACUCUGUUCAUGGAUAGACCGUAAGGCGGCCUUGAAGUUAUCACUUGUAAUAGAUACGAGAAGGGUUGAUUUGUGAGAGGGUAAUUGUAUUGUCCGAGAUUUUUUUAUAGACGAUGUAGAUGCAAAUAAUAGGUUUGUUCGAAGGAUCCUAUUCGAGUAUAUCAUCCCUGAAAACAAUUUUUUUAAAUAGUAUUACGAGUUACGGCCGUUGAAUAUUUUUAAUAUUUUAUUCAAUAUAAUAUAUUGUACUUAAUCGUACCUCAAUAAUACGGCAUGUUCACAUUUUAAACUUAUGUUUAAUCAUUACAAAAUGUUCAUUUCGUCAUGACGUGUGUAGAUUGGUAAUAAAAAAAGUGGUGCAGGGUGGUCGCAUUUAUAUUUUAUAUACAUAUACCUAUCGAUUUCGCAUGGGCAUAUUUUUAUCGUCUCUCGUCAAACGCCACUCGAUAGCUGCUUGAUGAAGUUGACAAUUUUGGUUGAAUUAAGUUUAAAUAAUAUGUCAUAUGUUACAAAAUACUCUCUGUAUAUAUUGUAGACGUAUACGUGACACUAUCUGCAGAGUACAGUCACGUAAUGUAGUGAAUAAUGAGAUAUAAUUAUAUAAAUACUUACUUGUGUGUAUGUGUGUUUGUAACUGUGUGUAUUGCCCAUUUGAAAUAACUUGCGAUGAUUUACCAUAAAGGCCGUGCCGGGUAGUUAACUAAAAUUUUUCAAAACUUAUACUUCCAUGAUAUUCCUUGCACGAGGAACAAUAUUUUUAUAUAAUUUCUAGAUAGUGUUUUAUACAAAUAUUUAAAUAUACAAUAUGUUUGAA